AUGUCAGUGUGCGUGUGCAGCGUGUCAGCCUGUCUGCUGCUGGCGCUCCUCUUCGGAGGCGCGUGCUGCGCCGCAGCUGCCUGCAGAAACAGAUGCUGCGCCUUCGUGGAGAACUUUCCGCCGCGACUCAAGGAUCUCAGGACCUCUUUUCACAAGAUGAAGGAUUACUAUGAGGAUAAGGAUCAAAUUGAAACGGCACUACUGGAUUCGUCUGUCCUACUCGAGAUUCAGAGCCCUUACGGAUGUCGAGCGAUGAACGACAUCUUACAUUUUUACCUUGACACCGUGUUACCAGCUGCAAAGAACGCCAGCGACGACUUCAAGCCUCACAUCGCCAACAUUGGUACUAUAUUUUAUGAGCUGAAGAGAGAACUGCUAUAUUGCAAGGAUUACUUUUCCUGCAAGAAACCCUUUGAACUUGAAAGCAUCAUUGACGCAUACAAUAAAAUGCAGGAGCAGGGGUUGUACAAAGCCAUGGGGGAGUUGGACUUGUUAUUUAACUACAUUGAGGAGUACAUGGUGUCAAAGAGACGACCUCACUGACCUGUGAAAGACCUCUCCAGCCAAUCCAAGCACAGCUGUGACACAUGGCAGAAGAGAGGAGAACAGUCAUGCACCAGUCACCCGUGGACUUCUCCCAGUUUACAGUGGUGGAUGUCCAGUAUCACUACCCUUAUAUGACGGAGACACACCCAUCAUCCCACAGAGAGAGGCAUAUUUUCCCACGUGCUUUGGCUGCAUGUUUUCUAGUAAUCCUUUUUGUACUGAUGUGACCGAGCUAAGGCUGUAAUAUCGGUAGUGUCUGCAGGCAUAUCCUGCACUUUGGAAACACUUGAUUUAGUAAGACUGCUCUUCACUUUGCUCUUAACUUUGAGUCACGAAUUUAAGGAAGUUUCACAUUUUCUGUUCUCACAUCACAAUUUUCCUUUCACUGUCCGCCAACCAUAUUUAUGUUUGCAAAAAAUGUGACACCUGCUUUAACUCGUUUCUGCAGGCUAAGGACAAAACUCAGUCCAAUGGGUGAGUCUGGGCUCACGUUAUGACAUAAAAAGCUGUCAUGACCUUAAA
This is a messenger RNA of Megalops cyprinoides (Indo-Pacific tarpon), 1068 nucleotides long. RefSeq names its product interleukin-10-like. Gene Ontology annotation, biological process: immune response. NCBI's taxonomy places the organism in Eukaryota, Metazoa, Chordata, Actinopteri, Elopiformes, Megalopidae. The record is from RefSeq and is a predicted model, not a curated record. The transcript has 5 exons. The coding region runs from base 1 to 543 and encodes 180 amino acids. Gene Ontology annotation, cellular component: extracellular region. Gene Ontology annotation, molecular function: cytokine activity.